Messenger RNA from Stegastes partitus (bicolor damselfish), 1372 nucleotides. RefSeq names its product sodium- and chloride-dependent glycine transporter 1-like. Gene Ontology annotation, molecular function: amino acid:sodium symporter activity. The transcript has 9 exons. Gene Ontology annotation, cellular component: plasma membrane. Gene Ontology annotation, biological process: nitrogen compound transport; sodium ion transmembrane transport; amino acid import across plasma membrane. The record is from RefSeq and is a predicted model, not a curated record. The annotation marks the transcript as partial. Lineage: Eukaryota; Metazoa; Chordata; Actinopteri; Pomacentridae.
ACACUAUGUGUUGAACAUCUCUGAUGAUAUUGGGAACUUCGGCGAGGUCCGUCUCCCUAUUCUGGGCUGCCUGGCUGUUUCCUGGGUAGUCGUCUUUCUCUGUCUCAUCAGGGGUGUUAAAUCCUCUGGAAAGGUGGUGUACUUCACAGCCACGUUCCCGUACGUUGUUUUGACCAUCCUGUUCAUCCGUGGCAUCACCCUGGAUGGAGCCAUCAACGGCAUCAAGUACUACCUGACUCCACAGUGGCAGAAGGUCCUCGAUGCAAAGGUGUGGGGAGACGCUGCCUCACAAAUCUUCUACUCCCUGGGUUGUGCCUGGGGUGGUCUCAUUACCAUGGCUUCUUAUAACAAGUUCCACAACAACUGUUUCAGAGACAGCAUCAUCAUCAGUAUAACCAACUGUGCGACCAGCGUGUACGCCGGUUUUGUCAUUUUCUCCAUCCUGGGCUUCAUGGCGCACCACCUGAACGUCCCCGUGUCUGAGGUGGCCGACCACGGCCCAGGACUGGCCUUUGUGGCCUACCCAGAAGCCCUCACUCUGCUCCCCAUCUCGCCGCUCUGGUCGCUGCUGUUCUUCUUCAUGCUCAUCCUUCUGGGACUGGGGACUCAGUUCUGCCUGCUUGAGACCCUGGUGACGGCCAUUGUGGACGAGAUCGGCACAGACUGGAUCAUCAGGAACAAGACUGUAGUCACGUUGUCAGUAGCCAUAGUCGGUUUCCUACUGGGAGUGCCACUUACAACACAGGCAGGAAUCUAUUGGCUGCUGCUGAUGGACAACUACGCUGCUAGCUUCUCUUUGGUCAUCAUCUCUUGCAUCAUGUGCAUCUGCAUCAUGUAUAUUUAUGGUCACAGGAACUACUUCAAAGAUGUCGAGAUGAUGUUGGGCUUCCCUCCUCCUCUCUUCUUCAAAGUCUGCUGGAGAUUCAUCUCCCCCGUCAUUAUCUCUUUCAUCCUGAUCUUCACUGUGAUCCAGUACAAGCCCAUCACCUACAAUGACUACGUGUAUCCCGGCUGGUCCUUGGCUAUCGGCUUUGCCAUGGCUCUGUCCUCAGUGGUCUGCAUACCGGUCUACGCCCUCUACAAGAUCUCCAGGUCCCCAGGAGCCACCUUUAGAGAGAGGUUGAAGUACGCAUGCCGAUCGCAUCCAAAGUGGGGCCCUGCCCUGCAGGAGCACCGGACAGGCCGCUACGCCCCCAUGGCCUCUGAAGACACUGUGGAGGCCCGUCCCCUAAAGGAGAAGGAGGAGCUGAAGGAAGAGCAGAAGGAGGAAGAGAAGGAGAAGGAGAAGGAGAGGAAGGAUGAGAUCAGCCUCACCAUCCAGGGAAGCAACGGCUCCACCAACACACACAACAACCCCAACCCCAGCGCAUAG